This is a messenger RNA of Drosophila grimshawi, 1999 nucleotides long. Its product is annotated as G1/S-specific cyclin-D2. Lineage: Eukaryota; Metazoa; Arthropoda; Insecta; Diptera; Drosophilidae. Gene Ontology annotation, cellular component: cyclin-dependent protein kinase holoenzyme complex; cytoplasm; nucleus. Gene Ontology annotation, biological process: positive regulation of G1/S transition of mitotic cell cycle; mitotic cell cycle phase transition; regulation of cyclin-dependent protein serine/threonine kinase activity. The transcript has 6 exons. Gene Ontology annotation, molecular function: cyclin-dependent protein serine/threonine kinase regulator activity. The record is from RefSeq and is a predicted model, not a curated record. Bases 243 to 1478 code for a protein of 411 amino acids.
UCCGAAGUUCAUUUUUCGUAAGAGAUGUUUUACGUUAGCCUACGAUUUAUAAUAGUGUUACGUUUAAAUAACAAAUAAGUUUAAUAAGUAUCAUCAAUAUGUGUUGCUGCAGGCUUGUAUUCAAAUAAAAUAUAUGCAUUAAAACCAGUCAAGACCUUUUGCAAAUAUGUAUAUAUUAUAUGCAUGAAAAAAGUCUUAAGCAUUUCUUUUCCUGACAAACAAAGUGGUUGCGUGGAUGAAAUAUGGAUUUACUGUGUACGGAGAGCAUAGCUACGCAUCCCAAACACUUGUUAAUUAGAUAUAAAAAGGAAACGCCGAUUACAAAUCCGUACUACAUAGGAAGUACCUUACCCUGCUCGCCAUCACCCUCGUCAACGGCAGCAAAUAUUAGAGGCGGCAGCCGUGAGAUACUAUGCUCUGUAACCGGGCCUAUUGUUUGCAAAAUGAAUAAAGUGGUGUAUGUAUUUACCUCAGUUGCAUCGCCGGUUGGUGCAACAAAAUCGACAAAACAUAUACAGCAGAGCCAGCCAGUCAACUAUCAAUCACCACAACAGCACUGUAGACACACUUUCAACCUGACUCCUUGCGCACCAGCAGCGUCAAAUCCAACAGAAGGGGCAACCACAGCCGAUAAACAUUUUGAGUAUGGAAAUGCACAUAUGGUCGUAACAGAUCCCAUUUUCAAAUCGGAUCGCUGUUUAGAAAACGCGUUAAAAUCGGAAGAAAAGCAUCAGCACAUUAUCGAAACAUAUUUCAAAACUGUACAGAAGGAUAUUACCCCGCCAAUGCGCAAAAUUGUUGCGGAAUGGAUGAUGGAGGUGUGUGCUGAAGAGAAAUGUCAAGAGGAAGUCGUCUUGUUAGCACUAAACUAUAUGGAUCGGUUCCUGUCAACGAAAUCUGUGCGAAAAACUCACCUACAAAUAUUAGCCGCCGCCUGCUUAUUACUUGCUUCCAAGCUACGUGAGCCCAGCUGUCGCGCGCUAUCGGCAGAGCUUCUGGUCUUAUACACGGAUAACAGCAUUUAUAAAGAUGAUUUAAUAAAAUGGGAGCUUUAUGUGUUGAGCCGUCUAGGAUGGGAUCUUUCAUCGGUGACGCCAUUAGAUUUCCUGGAGCUUUUGAUUAUACGUCUGCCUAUCAGCUGCAAACACUUUUCCGACUUGAACAUCGAUAAAGUGCGCCAGCAUGCUCAAGCAUUCAUAUCUUUAGCGGCAAAAGAACAUAGGUUUUCUAAGUAUACAUCGAGCACUAUUGCGGCAUCGAGCAUUGCCGCAUCAAUAAGUGGACUUAAUUGGCAUUUGGGUACCGGACAUAAUAUACACUUUCUUUUGAGCCUUCUUACGGAUCUAACAAGCGUGGGGCAGGAUCAACUGCAGCAGUGCAUGAUAUUAAUGGAAGCUAUAUUUGAAGAGCACAGUCGCAAGCUACAACCGAGAGAGAAAUCGGAAUUAUUAAAUGGAUAUUAUAAUCGUCGAUACUAGCAUGAACUAGCAUGUAUCACCAACGCCAUCACCUAUUGUGUCCGCUAUGCCCAACCUCUCUCAGACGUGCAAAAUGCAGGCACAAUCGCAAAAGGAGUUACAUGAAAUAAAGUCUCUUAAAUUAUGGCAACGUCUGGAAAAUGCGCAACACCCCCAAUAUUUAAGAUAUGUUUUUCUAUACUCUGGCCUGUCAUGGAAUUCCGCCGACUGGACCAGCUUCAACUCGUAACUGCUUAUUAGCUCUUAAGAUAAAGAACACCGCCAAAAUAUACUAAAUACACUAGUAUGGCAACAGAAGUCUUAUUAAGUUAUUGUUUUAGUCGCAUUUUCAUGGAACUCAUUUGUCUAAAAUUAUUAUUUGUUAUUCUAUGAGUUCGUUUAAUUUUAUAAUUUGGCUAACGAAACGGCGCAUAUUUUUUAAUCAUAUUACGUAUUCUAGCAUUAUUUUUAUUUUGUACAUACAUAUGUAAACAUAAAUCAGCAAAAAAAUCGUAUGCAAUGAAAUACAUAGGAAACUUUAA